Molecule: messenger RNA, 1721 nt
Organism: Mangifera indica (mango)
Lineage: Eukaryota; Viridiplantae; Streptophyta; Magnoliopsida; Sapindales; Anacardiaceae
Product: zinc finger protein SHOOT GRAVITROPISM 5-like
Exons: 3
Coding region: 210-1550 (446 amino acids)
Cellular component (GO): nucleus
Molecular function (GO): DNA-binding transcription factor activity
Source: RefSeq, a predicted model, not a curated record
AACUCAGCACAAAUACCUGAUCAGGUGAGACUUGGAGAACUCUGAAACAAAGGAGGAAAGCUAUUUACCAAAAAGCUGAACAUCAACCCAAAGACACAGAAGAGAAAAGCUUCUUCUUUUCUUCUUCAUCCUUCUUCUCUAUCUUUCUUUCAACUUCUUCCUAUGUUAUAUAUAUAUAUAUACACGUAUAUAUACAUAUAUAGUUUAUCAUGUUAACCAGUAAUACUUCUUCUUCAAUUCCUUCUUCUGAGCCGUUCUCUUGCUUGGAGAAUGGAAGCAGCAAUAAAAAGAGGAAAAGAAGACCGGCCGGGACUCCGGAUCCGGACGCCGAAGUUGUUUCUUUGUCACCGAAGACGCUACUGGAGUCGGAUCGUUACGUGUGUGAGAUCUGCAACCAGGGUUUUCAGCGAGACCAAAACCUGCAGAUGCACAGAAGAAGACACAAGGUUCCAUGGAAGCUGCUCAAGAGGGAGACGCCGGUGGUGAGAAAGCGAGUGUUCGUGUGCCCGGAGCCGAGCUGCCUGCACCACGACCCGUGCCACGCCCUCGGCGAUUUGGUAGGCAUCAAGAAACACUUCAGAAGAAAACACAGCAACCACAAACAAUGGGUGUGUGAGAAAUGCUCAAAAGGGUACGCAGUUCAAUCGGAUUACAAAGCUCAUCUCAAAACCUGUGGCACCAGAGGCCAUUCCUGUGAUUGUGGCCGUGUUUUCUCAAGAGUUGAGAGCUUCAUUGAGCAUCAAGAUGCUUGCAGCAUGGGCCGUCUGCGGCCGGAGCCGCAGGCCCUACAGCCGGCUUGCUUGUCGAGAACUGCUUCGAGUCCAAGUCCUUCUAGUGACAACAAUUUGAGCACCUCUCCGUGGCCAAAUUUGAUGGUGCCAAAGCCAACAAUGGAGGCGAUUUUGAAGAGCCCUUUGAAAAAGAAUGCAAAUUAUUAUCACAAUUUGGAGCUCCAGCUUUUGACGACUUCAAACUCUCUCGAAGUCUCGGUUUCUCCAAAGAAUAUUGAUGAUAAUCAUUCCACCCAGUUGCAGCUCUCCAUCGGUUCAUCAGAUUUUAGUGAUCAUAAAAAUGGUGGUAAAAUGGCUAACUCUCCAAGGGAAAGCACUACAAAUAAUGAGAAGCAAUCAACCACGGUGCAGGCUUCAAGGGUUAAGGAGCAAGCGAGAGAAGAGUUGAGAAUGGCCAUGGCUGAGAAGGCUUAUGCAGAAGAAGCACGAGAGGCUGCCAAGAGACAGAUUGAACUCGCUGAACAAGAAUUUGCCAAUGCCAAAAGGAUUAGGCAACAAGCACAAACCCAGUUGGAAAAAGCUCAAACUUUGAAAGAGCAUGCAAUCAAGCAAAUCAAUUCUACAAUGCUGAACAUCACUUGCCAUAAUUGCCAGCAACAGUUUCAAACAAGACUGCCUCCGGAUCACCAUGAAAAGACCUUCCCUUUAAGUUACAUAUCAUCUGCAACAACAACAACAACAACAACAACAGCAGCAGCAAUAGAAGGUGAAGUAAUAAACAAAGGCAAUGGAAAAUCUAUACUAGUUCAUCAUCCAUAAAAUCCCAUAUAUGUUGAUCUUUUUCUUAGUAAAAUACCUAGUGGGGUGAUUUGAAAUUUGUGUAAUGUGUUCUUAUUGGUUGAUAAAUUGUAUAAUGAAUGCAAAACUGGUUCUGGGUUACCAUGGAAACUUGGCAAUAAUAUGAUUAAGUGGGAGAACUAUUUCAUUGAA